CGGCUCGCUUCUGCCGCGUUGCGACGUACAACUAUGUGUGUGUGUGUGUGAUUGUGUGUCCGUGUGCGCUUGCGCGUCGAACCGCGCGCUCUUGCUUGUAGGAGCAGAGUGUUGCAGUCCUGUGUGUAUCAACUGCGACAUUGGGGCACGUCGCCCACGACCUUGACAGUCCGAGUCGGGGCAGGACAUUCGCCAAUAACUUGGAUACGUACAUGGGAUUGCAGAAGGUCGACGGGCUGGCGGAGUUCGUCUACUGCGACAACUCCGGGAAGGAGAUCAGCUGCUGGCGAGAUCGCGCCGUGGGAGGGAAGCUGGUGCCGGCGAGCGUCCUCCUCGAUGGGCCCCCCGUCUACAUGGGCUCUGAGCCGGAGGCCAAGCCGGCCGCGAAGCCCGCUGCUGGCAAGGGUCGCGAGCCCGCCCCUGCCGCCAAGCCGGCCGCGAAAGAGCCGGCCGCGAAGAAGCCGGCCGCGAAGAAGCCGGCCGCGAAGGAGCCGGCCGCGAAGGAGCCGGCCGCGAAGAAGCCGGCCGCGAAGAAGCCGGCCGCCAAGGAGCCUGCCGCCAAGAAGCCGGCCGCAAAGGCGGCUGCUGGCAAGGGCCGAGG
Prorocentrum cordatum is the source of this 601-nucleotide messenger RNA. Lineage: Eukaryota; Dinophyceae; Prorocentrales; Prorocentraceae. The record is from the annotation of a GenBank genome assembly.